This is a messenger RNA of Homarus americanus (American lobster), 3767 nucleotides long. Its product is annotated as WD repeat domain-containing protein 83-like. Gene Ontology annotation, molecular function: protein binding. Gene Ontology annotation, cellular component: catalytic step 2 spliceosome. The record is from RefSeq and is a predicted model, not a curated record. Lineage: Eukaryota; Metazoa; Arthropoda; Malacostraca; Decapoda; Nephropidae. Gene Ontology annotation, biological process: mRNA splicing, via spliceosome.
ACACGUUUCAACGCAUACUUACCUCAGGUUUUUCUUUAAUUUAAACCCAUCUUUGUACCGAUUUUUGCGCACUCCUCUAAUAACUCAUAGAACAAUUUCUUUUAAAUUAAGUUUAUUAACAAUCAGAGAGAGAGAGAUUCUGUAAUUUUGAUCAUUAUAGAAAGCUAUAGAGUUUGUUUACGUUUGGGAAAUUGGGAUGAUAACUAGUAAACAACGACGCCCAAUGUACUGUAUAUUCACGUGCUUCUACUUUAUCUCCUUCGUUGUCAACAUACACACGUAGGUGACCCAGGGUUGUCGGAGACAAAAGUUAAGGUGUGAUGGCUCCCCAAGACAGCAUUCCGUCUCAUCUGGUGCGAGUCAUUGAGUGUAAACAAGGUGCUGUCAGAGCUGUCAGGUUUAAUGUAGACGGUGAAUACUGUAUGACGUGCGGCUCCGAAAAGUCCAUCAAACUCUGGAACCCCCACCGUGGCACUCUGCUCCAUACCUAUGCUGGUGGCUAUGAAGUUCUAGAUGCUCGUGGCUCCAGUGAUAACUCGCUUAUAGGUUCCUGCAGUUUAGACAAAUCUGUGAUGAUGUGGAAUGUUAGUACAGGAGAAGCCCUGAGGAAGUUUCGGGGUCAUGCUGCCAGAGUGAACUGUGUUGCCUUCAACGAGGAGUCCACAGUAAUAUUAUCAGGCUCUGUUGAUGGUACUGUUAGAAUAUGGGAUCUUCGUAGCCGCAACAAAGAGCCUAUUCAGGUGUUAGAUGAAGCAAAAGAUGCCAUAAUGACAGUUGGUGUAUCGGCUCAUGAAAUACUGACAGCUUCACUAGACUGUUACACUCGUAUAUAUGACUUGCGCAACGGUCAGUUAGUGUCAAACUGUGUUGGAGAAAGUGUGACAUGUGCAUCAUUUAGUGGUGACGGCCAGUGUGUGCUCACGUCCACCAUGGGGUCUUCAGUCCGCCUUAUGGACCGAGAAACUGGGGAGCUGCUGUCUCAGUAUACUGGCCACUUGAGUAAAGAAUACAAGGUAGAGAGUUGCUUCACGUCUUCAGACACUCAUGUGAUGUCCGGCUCAGAGGAUGGUUAUGUCUACUGCUGGGAUCUUGUUCAAGCUUCUUUGACUAACAGACUGGAGCACACAGGCAGUCGUGUAGUGCACUCAUUGUCCUCGCACCCGUCCCAACCCUUCCUGUUGACUGCCAGCCUUGGUCAGGUAUGGCUAUGGUCAAACCAGCCCAACAAUACAGAAAAUACUUGAGAACAGUUGUAUCACAAGUGAAUAAAAUCACUUCCUACAGGUUUAUUGUGUUUUAUCAAUAUCCAAUUGCCAAAUAAAUAAUGUUAUUCAAAGGCUUUGGAUAUUUUGAGAUAAGUGUUAAACAUGUACUAAGCUGAGUCCUCUCGAUGAUAAAAAAAAGUAUGUAUGAAACACGAUGAUCUGAUCAGUUUGAAAAAUAAUAAACUUAUUACAUAAAUCAGCUACAAUAGUGAUCAAAUGUUAUGUUUUUAGAAUGUGUCACCAGUUUAUAAUUAAUACAGUAUCUGCUGUGUUGCUAUUGUACAGUGACAGCUUACACAAACACCUUAAUAAGAUUUUGAAACUUGAAUGAAAGGCUCAGUCUUAGUCUCACAUGUCUGGAACUGACUUUAAUCACCUGCACUUGUGGACUCCACUACAGUACUGUACAACAAGUACCAGAAAUAGACAGCUGAUAUAAUCUACAAUUAACUCUAGGUUUAGACUUUUAGAGUGUUAAAAAUGCCUUUAUAAAAGGAUAAUGUCAUUUAUGCCAGAGUGUGAUACAAUAUUUUAUUAAUUACAUGUUCUUUUGCUUUUUUUUUAUACUGUACUAGGUAUAAAAGUUUGAAGUAAUUACUUACUCAUUUAAAGACAAAACAUUUGUUUCAUUGUGAAGGUCUAUUAACUGUAAACUUCUCUGUUGUCAAAAUACACUAAAAAAUUUUGCAAGAGUAAACAAUAUGGUGUAAUUAUAAACCAAAAAGAACUUAAUUUGCUUCAUAAUCAAUCAUAAUAAUCGUUCAAGGUUUUACUUAAGUAUAAUUAUACCAAGUUCAUCCUUCAUCAUGCAUGACAUCAUCUGGCCGGCAGCCCGGGGGGUGGUCUGGGGUGGGAGCUCAGUUACCAGCUGGUCGUCGUGAUGUGAAGGUCUAUGGCAAUGCAUGAUAAAUGCUCUGUAUUUGGAUGCAUAUCAAAUAACAGACUACAUGAUAAAAGUUUGAGAUUUCAUCGAUUUCCAAGUGAUGAAAGAGAGAAAAAAAGGUUGAUUUUAUUGUGCAUGCAGUAAAUAUAUAGGGUGAAACAGGAGGAAGGGCAAUACUUGAGAGCUGUUGGCAGAAUUAAAUUCCCGAAAGUCUAACUUUCGGCUUGAAACUGUUGUAUAGCCUUGUCAUCUGUAAUAUAUCUUGUGGCCAUAUUGAUUAAUUGAAAACUUUUACACAUUUAUACAUGUAUUCACUGGUUUACUGUAAUAGCUUUGGGAGAGAGAAUGAUAAUCAUUAACAGUUUUAUUAAUUUCUUUAACUAUUUUGUUUAGUUCUUGUAUCCCCCCCCCUCAUAAAUAGCUAGCCCAUAUGCUUAUGAUUACUUAAUUGCUUUUACACUGAUACUGGCAGCAAAAUCAUAAGAGAAUAAAUAAGAAGAAAGAGAGGAAGAAGAUAAUUGUUAAUAAUAAUAAAUUUUUAAUAAGGAUAGGAAUAUCAUAAUAAUAAUGAUUACAUGAAAAUUUCAAGUGGCUAACUGAAAGAUAGUGAACUAGGGGAUGAGAAAAUCAGGAAAUUUGGCAAGAAUAUCCACCUCGGCCAAUGACAUGACAUAAUAAGCUUCGCCCAUGCAUGUCGGUAGACCUGGUUUAUUUAGACUUUGGGUUUUACAUUAUGGUAUAAAUGUUUUUGAAAUUUUUUUAUCUAAAACUACAACUUCACAAAACAAAUGAGAACAGUAAUUACUUGUAUCUAACUUACACUCACUGUCUAUAUUUUACUAGUGAAGCAAAUUAGGAGUAACAUUACACACAGUUAAACCAUUUAUGGGAACGUACAGUCGAUCAGAAAGCUAUCUUUACAAAAUUGUGUGAAGACAAUAUGACAAUGGAUGAAGGAUUUUGGCAAUCCUAAGAAGACUCGGGUCACUGUGUUCAAUCUGAAAUUCAUCAAUCCCCCCCCCCAAGUACAGAUAGGUUUUUGAUCGAAUGUACAAUUCUUGUAGUACAAUACACAGUACUGUUAGUAAAUAAAUUUUGAUCAACAUAUGAAAAUCUGUCAUUAAGUAUGGAAUAGAUCAUAAAGAGUUAUGUAAUUUAGUAUGUUUUACAUUAGGUGGAGUCCUUUCUUGUUGAGUGCGAUGCAACUUCCUGCAAUAUUUCACUCCAUAAUCUGGCUCUCCCAUGUAAGGUAGAUAUAUUAUACAAGGCAAUCUUUAUGGAACAAAUAGAAGUAGGUUGAUUAACAAAAGAGUACUUCUGGAAGUAAUGUAUCAUACUGUACUGUAUACAAUAUACUGUAUAUCACUUUAUGGUUUUGCAUUCAAGAGGUCAGCAAAGUUAAUUAACACAAUAUCUAUGAACAGAAGUUUUAAGGCAAUCAUCUAAGGUGUAAUCAAACACUUUUUCCUAGAUCUAAGUGAUACUUACUUACUCUCAGUGUAAACUUUGAAAUUUUAAAGUAACUGAGUAAACACUUAAUAUCAACAAGUUGGUACAUCAUCAAUGAGUUUUGGUGCUACUACUGUUCAGUGACCACACAUAAAAUUCCUAUGAACCAA